UCAGUGAUUGUAUUGUAUGAGUCAAUGCAUACAAGCAGUACAGCGAUAGACCUUUUUGUGACUUAAUUGUAACAAUUGAUUCAUUCAUUCAAACUAACAGUAAAUCAAUGUUUUAAUGAAUGUGUGAAUGGAUUCGUAUGACUCCAAUACACACACAGUUAUAACUAAUAGUAAUCGCAAUCAUAAUAAUCCUAAUAAUAGUGUUUCAAUGCCUUCGACCACUUCUAACGAGACUUUUGCAAACAUCGGAGGUUUGAGUCAAACGACCACAACCUUAACGCCCACCACUUUGAAGAACAUCGAGGAGUCGUUUAUGGAGAUUAUUCCUCCGCAGUCGCGACCGCAUCCACAAGAGGCACGAUUUGUGCCCCCAUUGGUCAACAUAUCGGCCAAUUAUGCGUCCAUUAAUUCCAACUAUAACUUAAACAACGACUUGAAUACCAGCAGUAAUAACAGCAACAGUAAUGCCAGUGAUUUGGAGUUUGGAUCCGAUUAUGAGUCCGACGAAGACAGCUCUUCCCGAUCCGACUCCCAUUGGAAUGCAUACGUCGACCGACACAACACUUCGGCCAAUAAUGGCAGCGAUUAUAACAAACAAAAAGUGACGGCAACUAAAGUACGCGGAAAGAGUGGUCGCAAACCCAUGCGAAACGAUAAGUUGACUCCCGCGGAGGAGAAGAAGAGACAACAGCGUCGAGAGCGCAACAAACAGGCGGCCGCUCGCUGUCGGAAGAGACGUAUGGAUCACACGAACAGUUUGUUGAUAGAAACGGAUGGUUUGGAAGAGAAGAGACAGUCUUUGCUGAACGAAGUCGAGGCGUUACGCAAACAGAAGGACGAAUUGGAAGCCAUUCUCGCCACACAUAAAAUGAAUUGCAAAAUGAAUUCAUUGAAAGUCCACGAAAUGGAUGUGAAGCCAGUGGUGAGCAACGGAAGUGUGAUUGCGAUCAACACUAACCCCAGGUCUCGACCCAACACACUGUCAUUGGGAUGCGUUUACAGCGACCCGAUGUCUGACACGGGAAUACCCAUUCAGACGCCAUCGACCGGUAUUUUCCUCGAGGCUCUGGCCGAAGGAGGGACUGGUCUGACACCAGUACUCACGCCGUCUGUCAUCACUCCAUCGUCCACUUCAUACAAUUCACGCCAAAGAAUGAGUCCAAAUGCGGAUAAUUCUCACAAAAAAUUGAUUACUUUAUAAGUUUAUUACCACUAAUUGUCGACAAUUUAAUUUAUUUUAAAGUCAUUGUUUAGUCAAACCAUAUGUAUUUCAAAAGUAAUGACCGGUAUUUCCAUUGAUUUAUAAAUUAUAAGUAACUAUAAUAUAUAUUUUUAAUCAUUAAAAUAAAUUUAAUUUUUAUAAUAGAUAAAUUAAAAUCAUUAUUUAAUGCAUGC
Molecule: messenger RNA, 1395 nt
Organism: Medioppia subpectinata
Lineage: Eukaryota; Metazoa; Arthropoda; Arachnida; Sarcoptiformes; Oppiidae
Source: the annotation of a GenBank genome assembly